AUGGCUGCGUCUCAGCAAACUCACAGCCAGGCGCUCGUCAAGCGCCAGUCUGCGAGCGAUGUAUCUUUGAUGCCGCCGCCGCCGUUCAAGCGCAUCAAGAGACCGCCCAAAGUCCUCGACGAAGACGAAUACACCACCGCCCUCUCCGAAAUCAUCGCGCGAGACUAUUUCCCAGGCCUGCUGGAGAGCCAGGCGCAGCAUGAGUACCUGGCGGCGCUUGAUUCCGGGAACGAAUCCUGGAUCGCCGAGGCUGCGCAGAAGUUGAGGAAUGCCGGAGCGCCGUUCGCGGCGGCAGCAAACAAGAGGAGGUCUAGCGCUCGAAACACGAGAUUCGAUGACAGUUCCAGAAGCAACUUCCAUACUCCUUCUGCAACGCCACGAGGGAGAAGUACUGCCACGGCGUCCGGGGUCGCAGACACGCCGGUGGGAUUUUACGCGGGCAGCGAAACACCAGUGUCUGUGAGCGACAUCGGGCAAGAGCAGGAAGCAGGGGACGGAGGGAUAGAUACUUCGAAUCUCUCGCUCGGUGCGUUUCAGGCCAAAUACACGUCCGAGGACAACGAGUCGUUCAACACCCUUCUCGACAAACAGAACCUGAAACGCCGCCAGAAGCACGCCUACAUGUGGACGCAGGACCAGCGGGUCCCGUCGGCGCGGUUGAUUGCCUAUCGAGCGCAUAAAGAAGCGCGGUUGCUCAAACAACGUGGGGAGGAUGGGAUAGACCAACAAGAAACAGGAGACGCUACCGCUGCAGCAGGGACUGGAAGUGGAAGUGGAAAUGGAGGCAUUGCUAACAUUGCAUCAACAGACAACGGAGCGGACAAACAAACGACGACGACCAUGAAAGACAUGGUUAUUCCCUCCAUGACGACAGGUGCGACUGAUGCCCGUCCUGCAAGACCGGACGCCUGGCGCAUCAAGCGCCCCGACAACACCUUCAUGUUCCCCGCGACGUCGAUCGACGAGGAUGUGCCCGGUCUCCAGACCGUCCAGGAAGCCAAAGAGCAGCUGUCCAAGAUAGGGCCGAAACAUGUGAUGCACGCCAACACCCGCUUUCCACCCGUCCACUAUCUGGACGACGGACCUGUCCCGCCAUCGCCCUCGCUGAACACAGACAUCAUUGCGCGUCGAGAUGCCGCCAAGACGAAGAAGAAGGGCACCGCCGCCGCCUCUGAGUCUGAGUCCGACCUGGAGACUGCAACGGGGAUGGGCGGCGAAACUCCCCGCGUCAAUGGAUACGCGUUCGUCGACGAAGACGAGCCUGAAAACAUCAAGGACCCCGACACGACCCAUCCAAGCUAUCGCGACCUCCUGGCCGGACAGUUCGACGGCAAUGCGAUGCCGAAUCCAUUCAAGAUCGGCGAGAUCCGCAAACGCGAGGAACUGCAUUUGCGCAUGGUCGAGAACCAGGCCAAGCUGAAACGUGCCAAGGACAGAGACACAGUCCGACCUGUCCCUGGUGGUGUUGGUGUUGGCGGAUCGACUUCGACGUCUGGACCUCGAACUCGAAAUGACAACGCUACAAAUAUGACUCCUACUCCUACUGCAGCUGCUGCUGCUGCGGGAAACAUGACUCCCGCGGCGAGGAGGUUGAUGGAAAAGCUGGGCGGUCGCACACCCCUGAGGGCUGCUGCUGGUAAUGAUGACGAUCGCACUGGUGGUGGCAUCACUGCUAGUACUCCAAGAAAUAUGUGGACGCCUGUCAGGACGCCGAGACGGAAGAAGUGA
Molecule: messenger RNA, 1728 nt
Organism: Capronia coronata CBS 617.96
Lineage: Eukaryota; Fungi; Ascomycota; Eurotiomycetes; Chaetothyriales; Herpotrichiellaceae
Exons: 1
Coding region: 1-1728 (575 amino acids)
Cellular component (GO): catalytic step 2 spliceosome
Source: RefSeq, a predicted model, not a curated record